Pomacea canaliculata is the source of this 4860-nucleotide messenger RNA. Its product is annotated as tripartite motif-containing protein 3-like. Gene Ontology annotation, molecular function: ubiquitin-protein transferase activity; zinc ion binding; protein binding. The transcript is spliced from 9 exons. NCBI's taxonomy places the organism in Eukaryota, Metazoa, Mollusca, Gastropoda, Architaenioglossa, Ampullariidae. The record is from RefSeq and is a predicted model, not a curated record. Gene Ontology annotation, biological process: positive regulation of DNA-templated transcription. Gene Ontology annotation, cellular component: chromatin; nucleoplasm. The coding region runs from base 242 to 2149 and encodes 635 amino acids.
GGGUCCCGAUGAUAUACUUGACUGAGAGGCCUGUAUACACUUCAGACGAACUCCAGGCCUCUCCCCUUCGCUGUUCAUUUUCACAGACAGGAGACUUGCAGAGGAUUUACAAGUGGGGGACAGGGGCAGGCUGUUUAACACUAUAGCAGUGAAUUUUCUUUGUGCUAAGCGGUCGAGCGACUAAGAGAAGUAAUGUGAUAAGAAGGUUUUUCCCGAUCUGAGGCGGGCUGGUAGGGGAAAGAUGGGAGACCCUCUCACUUCCCUCUGUCAGCUGGAGGAGGAGAUCUGCACGUGCGGCAUAUGCAGCGACACCUGCCGACGACCACGUGCGCUGCCUUGUCUGCACUCUUUUUGCAGGGAGUGCUUGGAGCAACACAUCCAGGAUGAGGUGAAGAAAGGCAGCAAAGCUUACUUCUUGUGCCCUUCCUGCAAGCAGCCGACAGACCUCCCCAAAAAUGUCAGAAUCGCAGGUCGCUAUUCAGAAAGCUUCAGAGAGGACAGUUUCAUCGACAAGGUGUGCGAGGUGAUCGCAGCUUACGGCGCGGACAAGUCAUGUGACCUGUGCGUCAAGCGGGGAGACGACGUCCCUGCCCUCAACUGGUGUCUGGACUGCUACCAAGCCAUUUGCGACGCCUGCACCAGCAUCCACCUGCACGAUGACGUCACCGCAGACCACGUGGUUAUUUCCCUUCCGGAAAUGCAGAAACUUCCGCUGGAGAGCGUCAUGACGCGCAAGCGCGUAGUUCCGUGCGCAAAACACGUUGGUGAGUCCUUGACCCUGUACUGCACAGACUGUAAGGAACCCGCCUGCGGCGACUGCGCGGCCCUCAGCCACCGGAAGUGUCGGAGUUGCCUCCCUGUCGCUGACGCCGUUUCCGCCAAAGAAGAGGACAUGGCGGAGGUGGUCAUCCGCCUGCAAUCCAUGCCGCCCCAGGGCAUGCUGGGAGGAGGGUUCGGGGACGCGAUGGAGGUGCUGGAGGAGACGGUGCGCAGCUCCAAGGAACGUAUUCGCGCCGUCGCCGCAGAACUGCGGCAGAAGAUCGACGACAGCGAGAAAGAGCUGCUGAUGAAGGUGGACGACGCUUACGCGAUGCUGAAGGAAAAGAUCGACAGCAAAGGUGGGCCCGCCAAGGACUACUCUAAGAUCCUGAGAGCCGGUAACGAACGGAUGCAGUACCUGCUGAAAUACGGAAGUGAUGUAGAAAUCCUACAGGUGUAUGACACGAUUAAAGACGCCAUGGCAAAAAUGGAAAGAUCGGGUAACAACAACGGAAACGAAGAGGAGGAGGAAGAGCUCAUGUUCAGGGUGAACUUUAUGCCUGAUGACGUCAUCAAAGUAUUCCAGCGUGACUACCAGACGAUGGGCCAUGUACAGGUAGAGGACUGUAACUCUGACGACGGUCUGUCCUCGUGGGGUGUCACGUGCACGUCACGUGACGAGAUCAUCGUCGUCGACUGCCGGAACAGGCGCAUGCAGAAGUUCACAAGCAAUGGCGACUUGAUCGACCACAUCCAGAUCUCCGAAGAGCCCCGUGACGUCACAUGUCUCGGAAAGGACGACGAUGUGGCCAUCACUAUCAUGAAGAAGCUAAUUUUCAUCGUCACAGUUUCAGGCACCAUGGCGUUGAAACGCCGGAUCAGGACGGCGAAGCAGUACGACGCCAUCGCUUACUCCUCCACGUUAGACCAGUUCCUGGUGUCCUGCCUGCAGGACACGUCCGUCGACGUCAUCAACCAAAGCGGUGACGUCGUCAAAUCCUUCAACGUGGACAGCGCGGGCAACGCCAUCUUCGUGGAGCCGCGCUACGUCACGUUUACCGGCGACGGCAACUACGUGGUGACGGACGUGGCCACCAACACCGUCAAGUGUAUCUCGCCGGAGGGUCGUCUGCUCUUCGCCUACCAGCCGUCCGGGGCGCACGUGCUGCGCAAACCUCAGGGCCUGUGCAUCGACAACAUCGGCAACAUCUUCGUCGCCGACUACGGCAACAGUCGCAUACAGUUGGUUACCAGCGAGGGCGCCUUUCAAAGGUUCGUCUUGGCUCGUGAAAGUGGAAUUCAUCGGCCUGUCGCCAUCUACAUGAGCAGCACCAGCAAACUGGUGGUCGUGCAAAGUGAUGGCAUCGUCAAGGUGUUCAGCUACGAAUGACCCGGGAAGAUGAAGGUCCGCUAUAAAGUGACCUGCUGGUGCCCCCGCUGUCUUGCCAACAUGGAGAAGGACCAGGCUGCCAAGUAAACAGUGAUGAUAUCACUGGUCUGGUGGCUUACGCUGACCCAUCAAAGUUAUCACUUGUCGGAUCAUCGUCUCGAAAUUAUCAAUGCUUACCUCGUAUUACUAAACAACAUCCUUAUAUUUGGAGUUCACUAUCAAAUAUAGAGACAAUGAAAUUGAUCCCAUUCUUUUCCUGCUUCUGUAAAAGUUGAAACAGAUUAAAGACGUGUACCAAACUUUAAGGAUUAUACAUUUUGCAGUUUUAAGAUAAUCUCAUAACAACUAACCACAAACAUUAUUUUCCAGAUGACUUAAGAAGUAAACUUAUAUAAUCCGUAGCAACAGUUUGGCCAGUCAGAGAGCUUUAUAUCAGCUUUAAAAUAAAUAUGCACACACAUAUAUUUAAUAUAAAAAUGAAUUUAUCAGAAUUUGGUGCAACAUCUAAUUAAUUGUGUAUUAAAAAAGACUGUUUAACUUCUGCAUGCAGCUCAAAUAUAUUUUUCACAAAGUCCCUUUUUUCUGUGGUAAAAGCGAAAUGAAUAAACAGAAGGCCAAAUAAACUUCUUCGUGUUGAGUUUAAACAGCCAUAGGUCAUUGGACUGAUAUUUAUAUACUUACAUAAUGUAAUAUGUAAUGGUAAAGCUAAGGGAGAGUAUUACGAGGUCGAUUUGUUUUGCUGAUUUGUCCUGACUUGCAACUACUUUGGGGUUUGGCGGCAGAAGUUCAUCCUACCUGACAUGAAGGUUGUGUGAUGCACAUGACUUAAGCUCUUCAGAGGGGUCACGUGCUGAUGGUAUGUACACCUUCCUGCCACGUGGGGAGUUCUUUGUGAGCCUGCACAGUCAGCCUUUUCCUUACAGAAAACAACCAUUCCAUGACAUAACCUUAGUUGCUUGGCAAAAACACCAAUUCCCCCUCCUACUCCUCCAUACAUGACAAUACUUUCACCGCCAUCAAAAAGAGGUAGAAAUGUUAAAUAAAAUUUUAGCUGAUCUUUAUAUAAAAAAGUACAAGCAUCUGUUUUCUUCUACCAUCUCAAACACAGGCUCAAAAGGAAUUUAGCAGCAUGACAGACUUCUAUGAUUCUCUAGCCACUGUGUUAUUUAUUGCUGCUUUUUUUUUUUUACUUAUUUUGCCAUUUAAUAACUCAGACAAGUUUUAUUAUUAAUACCCACAGGAGACUUUUUUUCUUUUAACUUCCACCUCUUCUGAGAUCUAAGCUAUAACAUUUUGCAGUAUUUUCUCUUUGGGCAAUGAAUAUACAUGCAUAUGCUCACCAACCAUUUAUAGUAGUAUAUAGUCAUACCUUAACAGUGACUGUUUGCUUGUGUGCACACACAUAUAUAUCAAUCUGCUUAUUGUACUUGUUUUCUUAAACUCUUUAGCAUUUUUGUUCUUGUAGCUACUGUCAUUGGCAUACUUUAACAGUGAUUGCUUGUUUUUUGUGUACGCCUAUGUAUAUAUAUCUUGAUAUAUUUAUAUUGUACUUGUUCUCUUAAAUCUCUUUCCCAUAUCUGUUUUUGUAGCUACUAUCAUCAGAGUACAAAAUGCAUAUAACUUAUUUUAAGUUGGUUGGCAGUCACUGUUGAUCUCUUGUAAUGACAAUGACAAUUCUUUAUUUACGAGAGGUAAAAUAAGCUCCAUUUAGCCCUCGCCCUUUACCGGGAAAAAAUAAACUAAGUAAAUGAAGUAAUUAAGCACUAUGAGAAUAGUAAUAAACACAAGGAAGGUAUCAAAGGAGAGUGGAAGGUGAAUAUGUACAAAAGUGGUAGUUAAAUAAAGCAUAUAUUUACAAAGUUUCCUGGAGUUAGGGGGUAUCUCGAGAGGCCUCAUCCAAUUUUCUUGAAUGUAUUUAGGUAGAUGGCAUCAAAAGCAGUUCUGGGAGUUCAAUUGCUUAAGAUGGGGAGAGAGGCUGUGCCACAGGACACUUCCUGAGUUUUUCAGACUUGAUUUAAAAAGGUCUAAUCUAGGAAUGGGAAUUUUAAGUUUCUGAGAAGUUCUAGUGCUAUUGGAGGAAAAUAGUAGAGAGAGUCUUGGCGAUAAUUUACCUGUCAGUAUUUUGUACAAGAAAAUGCAUUUAUUAAAUUUAAGUCUGUCUUUUAGAGGAAGGGUAUAUUUUUGGUUUUAGCAGAACAGCUUUGAUUGCUCGCCUCUGAACACUUGCUAGAGGUUUCGUGGAAGUUCAACUAGUGGAGUCCCAGAGGGUGGAUGUGUUGUCAAUGAUUGUCUGAAUGUGGGUAGUAUAGAAGAAUUUUCCUGUGUGAGUGUCUAGGAAAUGUUUAAUUUUUGACAGCUGAUAGACUUUCUUGGAGAUGCUUUGUAAGGCUUCUCCAGCAGAUCAAUAAGAUUUUGAAGUAGACAGCAAUCAAACUGCAUGCUCGAUUUUGAGCUGUUGGUUCUAAAUAAAUAUUUGUGCUAAAGCUAGUAAGGGACAGAGUAUAAUCUGUUUCAUUUGUCCCAAUAAUCUGUGCCAUUAUACACUUUUACUUACAUGUACAAAUGUAGUGCUUAUUUUAUUUUUUUGUGUGUACCUCGGAAAAUUUUUUGUCAUUUUUCUUUAAAUUGCUUGUAGUAGUUGCUGAUGGAUUUAAUGACCACUCAUGAAAAAUUUAAAUGUCAUGCUGAGAUAUUAAACAAUAUUUCUAUUU